Messenger RNA from Cherax quadricarinatus, 3725 nucleotides. Lineage: Eukaryota; Metazoa; Arthropoda; Malacostraca; Decapoda; Parastacidae. The record is from RefSeq and is a predicted model, not a curated record.
UUUUUUUUCUUUUGGUUUUUCACAGAUCGUUUUGGACCUGAUGCCUUUAAUGGUCCUCCUCCUGGCUUUCCUCAGCAAGGAAGACCUGAAGGUCCUCCUGUUUUUGCCCAACAAGGAAGACCUGAUGUCCCACCCAACUUUUCCCAACAAGCAAGACCUGAUGGUCCUCCCAACUUUCCGCAGCAAGGAAGACCUGAUGGUCCUCCUAGCUUUCCCCAGCAAGGAAGACCUGACGGUCCUCCUAACUUUCCCCAACAAGGAAGACCUGAUGGUCCCAACUUCCGUCCAGAUGGUAAUACAGGCCUAAAUGGUCCUGUUGGGCCUGGUGGCCCCGGAGGGCAUGGUGGCUUUAAUAAUUUUGUUCCAGUGCCAGGAUUUGGUCCCCCAGGUGGAGGUUCUGGAUGUCCACCAGGAAUGAUGGGUGGACCACCAGGCCCACAUGGGCACUCUGGAAUGAGGAAUGAUGGCUUUGGUCACAUGGGCAUGGGUAUAAUAUCUGGACCCACUGGCCCAGGCUUUGGUCCUCGAGGUAUGCAUGGUCCAGGUGGGUUCAAUGGUCCACGAGGAUUAUUAGCGCCUCCCCCUAUGAACCUGGGUUCUUUACUUGGUAAUCGACCUCCACUGAUGGGAGAUAUGCCAAGUGGUCCUAAUGCAACAGGUGGAUUGAGAGGCCCAGGAGGAAUGUUAGGGCAACGACCAGGUAUGUGGAUGGAUGGACCUGGUCCCAGGUUUCAGGGUCAUGAUGUUCCACAUGGAGGACAAGUAUCAAGGGAUGGUCUUCCUGACAGACCCUGGGAAUCUGACAGAUCUCGGGAUGGAGAAAGACCCUCAGAUUUGGACAGAUACAGAGACAAUGAACGUUCUCGUGAUGAACGAACUCGUGAAAUGGAGCGUGACCAUUCCAUGGACCAAGUCCGUUCCAUGGACCAAGUCCGUUCUAUGGACCAAGUCCGUUCCAUGGAUCAGAUCCGUUCCAUGGAUCAGAUGCGUUCCAUGGAUCAAGUCCGUUCCAUGGACCAAGUCCGUUCCUUGGACCAAGUCCGUACCUUGGACCAAGUCCGUUCAAUGGACCAAGUUCGUUCCUUGGACCAAGUACGUUCCUUGGACCAAGUCCGUUCAUUGGACCAAGAUCGUUCCAUUGACCAAGACAGAUCCAUUGACCAAGAUCGAUCCAUGGAUGAACGAUCUAGAAAUGACCGCACCAGGGACGAUCGUUCCAGAGAAGAUCGCUCCCGGGAUGACCGCACCCGAGAUGAGCGGUCCCGGGAUGAUCGUUCCAGGGAUGAACGUUCCAGAGAUGACCGCUCCAGAGACGACCGCUCCAGAGACGACCGCUCCAGGGAUGACCGCUCCAGAGAAGAUCGAUCCAGAGAUGAUCGCUCCAGGGACGAUCGUUCAAGGGAUGAUCGUUCUAGAGAUGAUCGUUCAAGAAGUGACCGUUCAAGGGAUGACCGUUCAAGGGAUGAUCGCUCUAGAGAUGAUCGCUCAAGGGAUGAUCGCUCUAGAGAUGAUCGCUCUAGAGAUGACCGUUCAAGGGAUGAUCGUUCUAGGAGUGAUCGUUCCAGAGGUGAUCGGUCUAGAGAUGAUCGUACCAGAGAUGAUCGUUCCAGGGAUGAUCGAUCUAGAGAUGAUCGUUCUAGGGAUGAUAGAUCGAGAGAAACCCGGCCAAGAGAAGACCGGACCCGUGAUGAUCGAAAUCGUGACGACCGUGUCCGUGAUGAUAGAUCGUGGGAUGGUAAAACGAGAGAAAAUGAGAGGUCACGGGAUAGUGACAGAAGAAGGGAUGAGAAAAGACCAUGGGAAAAGUCAAGAUGGGCUCCACGUGAGGAAGAGCAACCUAUAGUAGAAAUGGAAGAUGGAGAGCCUGGUAGUUGGGAUGUCUGGGCUAUGAUGUCUGGAGGUGAUGCUCUUGGAAUGAUGGGUGUGAAAGAAGAUGAAGUAAAUGAAGAAAAAUCUAAAGACAAAGAAAGUUUAGGUGAUAAGGAGGUUCUAAAAGAACAUAAUGAAAAUAAUAGCAAUGAAGCAAAACCUAAGGUUGAGAAACGUGAUCCUGGGGAGGAAACUGGUAAAGAUGAUGUGCUUAUGGAAGUAGAAAGUGCACCCAUUGAACUAGAAAAUGAACCAAUGGAUGUUGAAUCUAAAGAGGAUGGUAGCAUAACAGAAACUGCAUCUACUAGCAUGAUAAAAUCAAACAAAUUGCAAAAGCUUGAGAAUCCUCUAAGUUUGCAUUCUGUAGAUGUCACUACUUGUUUGGAACAAAGUAAUGAUACUAGGGAGGAAGAAAAAUCUCUAUGGUCACCUGUUCACAAUGAACCUGAAGGCAGUAAAGAACAGUCACAGCAUGGUAUUUCAGGCGAGACCAAUGUGGAUGAUUUUUCACAGGACGAUUCUCAGAAAAAUAACUGCUUGCAAAAUAAAAAUCAUGAGGGUAUCUCUCAACAGGAAGAUUCUCAGAAGCAUGAUUUAUGUCAAGUAGACUCCCAAAAUGGGAGACCUGUGCAUAGUUAUGCAUCACAAGACCCCACACGUGUUUUGUUGAAAGAAUCCCCACAGGAACUACUACAUCCUUUAUCACAGGAAGAACCUCUACAUGUUUUAUCACAGGAAGAACCCCCACAUGCUUUACUACAGGAAGACCCCCCACAUUCUUUGUUAGAGGAAGUGCCCCCACAUGUUUUAUCAAAAGAAGAACCCCUAAAUAAUUUAUCACAGGAAGUGCCCCCACAUGCCCAGCAUGUUUUAAUGCAGGAAAAACCCCAACAUUCCCCGUCAGAGGAAGAACCCUCGUAUGCUUUAUCAGCGGGAAGAAAAACUCAUGUUUCAUUACAGGAAAAGCUUCAACCAUCUUUUUCACAAGAAAAGCCUCCACAUACUUUGUUACAUGAAGACCCUCCACAGGCUUUGCUUCAAGCAGAACUCAACCAGGAGCAUACAUCAUCAGUGGCUGUUGAAGAUGCCCCAAUAGAGGAACACUCCGAAGAAUCAUUAGGGCAAACAGAUUCUCUAAUUGGUGUUGGUGCAGCUAGAGAGGGUGAUAGGGUUGUGGACAGUCCGCAAAGUGGUGGAAGUGAUGGCCAACAAGAAGGUAUUGCUUAUGCUGAUGGUGAUGGCCAGGCCAAUGAGGGGACUGAGGAGGGCUCUGUGAUGGAGCAGGAAAAUGAGCAGUCUGUGGAGGAAGAAGACAGAGAACAUGAUAAUGGUCAUUUGAAUGAGGAUUGAAAAAUGUUAUGUGACAUUCUAAGGUUGAGUGCCUAAUCACAUUAUGAUAGCAAUGUGAAGAAGAUGCUUAAACUUUAGAGCCUUUACAUAGUGUAAAUUGAAAAAUGACUUCAGAAAUGUUAUGCAAAUCUGUGAUGCAUUGAACAUCCUAUUCUGAUAAACCUAGUAGUUUUGGCACUUAUUAUCAGAUGAAUGAUGUGAGGGAAUGUUGUUGGUCUCUCAAAUAGACAGUGUUGACAUGUGGACAAAAAAAAGAAGACAUUGCGACUUGAGGUGUACCUGACACGUGCUGGGAUAAUUGAUGCCGCAAGUAACGAGCUACCUGUGUAACGAGCCUACCUGUGAUGGGUGACUUACGUUAUUUAUAUUUCUCAGGCGAGUGACUCUGUACCUUUUGGCUGUGAUCUAGUAUAUGAUUUAUUGAGAAAAUAUGUACAAUGUUUUAGCUUUUUACUGUUUUUCAUUUUAAAAAUCAGAUUUAAUAAAUUUUAAACUAUUUUGUACAA